AGUUCAUAUAGUUUGCCACUCGACUAUUCAAAACACAUUUAGGUACUUGUUCGAGAGUAGAUAUAUUUGAGAACAGGAAAGAUAUCAGGUCACUUGACAUUCAGUUGUGAGAUACAAUCAGAAAAGGUUUAAAGUAGAAGGAGGAAGAGGAAAUUACAACAAAAAUAACAUUAUUUAUUGAAAAGAGCAUAAGUCAAAAUGAUAGCAUUCGGAUUGUUGGCUCUGGUAGCCUUUUCUGGAGUUUUCUCUGCCUCCGUUCCAUUCCAUCCCCUCUCCGAUGAAUACAUCGACCACAUCAACAGCCUGCAGACCACGUGGAAAGCUGGCAGGAACUUUCCCAAAGAUAUGCCCCUGUCCCACAUCAAGCGUCGCCUAGGAGCACUCGAGAGCGAAAGCGUGGAGAAUUUACAGGCAGUUCACCACGUCAUAGCCGAAAGUGAGGUUAUUCCUGAUACCUUUGACGCUCGAGAACAGUGGCCGAGUUGUGAGUCGAUCAGAUUGAUCAGAGAUCAGUCGGACUGCGGAUCAUGCUGGGCGGUAGCUUCUGCAGCUGCCAUGUCUGACAGAAUCUGCAUCUCUUCGAAUGGAACCGAUCAAACUUUGGUAUCGGACGAGGAUCUUAUGUCCUGCUGUUCGAAGUGCGGUGAUGGAUGCGAUGGUGGAUAUCCACAUCGAGCUUGGGAAUACUGGCAAAAAUCAGGAAUCGUCACUGGAGGUCCAUACAACAGUACAACUGGGUGCAAAGCCUACUCCCUGCCUCCCUGUGAACACGAUGGCACUCCUGGCGGCCUUCCCCAAUGCCCGCCUAAGGGCUACGACACCCCCGAGUGUGUUCUUAGUUGCGAUAAAGGAUCCUCCCUCUCCUACAAGGAAUCAAAAACCUAUGCUGUGGAGGCAUACACUGUCACUGGGUAUGUCCAGCAGAUCCAGUUGGAAAUAAUGAGGAACGGUCCAGUGGCAGCUACCUUCAUUGUGUACAGCGACUUUUUGACUUACAAAAGCGGUGUUUACCAAGAAACUUCGUUUGACUAUAUUGGAAAACACGCAGUCAGAGUGAUUGGUUGGGGUGAGGAGAACAAUGUUCCUUACUGGCUCGUUGCAAACUCCUGGAACGAAGACUGGGGAGACAAGGGAAUCUUCAAAAUUCGACGUGGAACGGACGAGUGCCGAAUCGAAAAAGAAAUUUCAGCUGGUCUGCCACGAUUGUAGAAGUUGUCAUUGCCUUUAAGUUAGGUACCUACAUAUAAUUAUAUAUGGUCUUCAACAUGAUUAUGUAAUUUUAUUCAAACACCAUUCCUCAUGAGAAUAUUGUUACGAUUCAUAGUGAAUGGACCUCCACCAUGACACGACUACGUAAAACUUCCAAGUAUAGUCGCUUUUCCAUGGGUUCAGAAACUUUUGCUUGGCCUUAUGGUUCGUGAGUAGAUAUUCUAAUAGGCACUAAUACAAAAGGGGUGGCUGAAAGUACGAGAAUACAUUCAAACAUGACUACCAAUGAUCUAAUGGAGAUCUAU
Messenger RNA from Phaedon cochleariae (mustard beetle), 1514 nucleotides. Lineage: Eukaryota; Metazoa; Arthropoda; Insecta; Coleoptera; Chrysomelidae. The record is from the annotation of a GenBank genome assembly.